Molecule: messenger RNA, 1227 nt
Organism: Glycine soja
Lineage: Eukaryota; Viridiplantae; Streptophyta; Magnoliopsida; Fabales; Fabaceae
Product: transcription initiation factor TFIID subunit 7-like
Exons: 6
Coding region: 433-1035 (200 amino acids)
Biological process (GO): transcription initiation at RNA polymerase II promoter; RNA polymerase II preinitiation complex assembly
Cellular component (GO): transcription factor TFIID complex
Molecular function (GO): RNA polymerase II general transcription initiation factor activity
Source: RefSeq, a predicted model, not a curated record
GGAAGAGUCUUAGUUCAAUUUCUAUAUAAUACAUCUUUGGUGAGGGAUGAACUUGAUUAAGCUUCAAAUCAAGGAUUAAUCUUAUAAGUUAUCUAAUUAGUCGAAACUUAUGGGAUACUUUAAGAAUUGUAACGGUGGUUAAAAAAAAAACUGACGUAUGAGGGAAGAGUCAAGUAAAUAUAUUGAGUCCCAUUCUCUCUCUAUUUAAUUUGUAUCGAUAAAUAUAAAAGGUGUUGUUGAUUGAGUUUUUGUGGUUCGUUUGGUUUCGAUUGAAGAACCCUUCUUUUGCUCCACGUUACUUCACUCUCAACCGUUCGACUCGUUCGAUAUCAACCGAGUUGACUCAGAUCUCUAAGACGCAGAGCAUAAUUAAUUGACACAUUCAUCACACCACAGCAACACAGCCCUGAUUUAUCUUUUUCUGCCUUUGUUAUGGAGGAGCAAUUCAUACUUAGAGUUCCACCUAAUGUGGCAGAGCGGAUAGAGCGUCUUCUGAAUGAAAACAAUGCUUCUUCAUCUGAAGACAAGUCACUAGAUUUGUCAUUUAGAGAGGAUGGAAGAAGUGGUACGUUUAUGAUUGGGAAUGAACAAUUCCCAGCUUCUCUAUUGGAUCUUCCUUGCGUUGUUGAAUCCUAUAAGACUUAUGAUGAUAACUCUUUGAUUAAGACUGCCGAUAUUGGUCAGAUGAUUAUGGUGAGGGAAUCUGGUGAUGCUGCUCCAGAUGUAAUUGAGUACAGACAUGGCCUCACUCCACCCAUGAGAGAUGCUCGCAAGCGUAGAUUUCGCAGGGAGCCUGAUCUUAAUCCUGAGCUUGUCUCCCGUGUUGAGAAAGAUCUUCUCAAAAUCAUGGCUGGAGGAACAGCGGACAAUCUUGAUGUGGAAACAGCUGAGCAAGAAGAAGGGGAUGAGAAUGCCCGAGGUGCUAAUAAAAAAUCUGCACCUAAGCCUGCACCAAAACAUGAUAUUCCAGAGAAUCUUACUAAUGCAGGAGAAGCUGACAGGAGUGAUUCUGAGGAAUCUGAUGACUCAGUCUGACCAAAUCAACUACCAAAAGAAUAUUUAUAUCACAAUGAUGAAAUGAAAGCCUGUAUAGUAUAACUUUCGCAGUUAAAUUUGAAUUCCAUCCAGCCUUAAAAUCUCACCUACAGUAGAUUUUCCAUUGUAGGUGAUCUGUAUACACUGUUUUGUAUUUUACAAAUCGUGCAUUUUCUCGCUAUCUUUUACAAA